GAGAGCAGGGAGAAAAAAGAAAACCAGAAGGAGGUAGAGGGCGAGAGAGAGAGGAGGCGAAGGGGGCGAAGAAGAUCGGCUGCAUCUCUGAUUUCUCUUUGAUUUGAGAAAAAAAAAGCUUGGAAUCUGCGAUUUCCUGGAGUGAAAAGGCCUAAUCAAGCCGGAGAUCUGGUCGUAUGAUCUGUUCACGGCGGUAGGAAACGGACGGAUGAGAUUGACCGGCGAAACGGAUCCGGUUUCAUGAGAGGGAGUCGGAGGGAUGGAGAGAAACCGCGAAGCGAGAAGGGGAGCGAUUCCGGCGACUGCGAACGGAUUGUCGAGACGGAGGCAGAGAAACAGCAGUUUGAGAGAUUCUCCUGAGGAAGACGGAGGAGCGUUGGAGUUGCAGGAAAUAGCGAGGCUUCGAGAUCGAGCGAGUAAGAAGGAUCGGGAUCGGGAUCGGGACCGGUCAAAUCGAAGCAAGCGGCGGAGGGGGGAUAGGUUGCUGCACGGGAGCAAUCGAGAGGACGGAGGUGAGGAGAGCACAGAAGAGAGCCUUGACGACGACGAGGAAGAGGAGGAUGAAGACACCGUCGCGUCGGCGGCUUCAGCGGUUCGGCUGCCGUCGAUGAAUCCGAUGGCGCCAACCAUGGUGUCGUUGAUGCCGAAUCACCACCACCAUCACCAGCGGAAGAGCUACCCGCCGAAGGUUGUGAGGGCAGCGGGCCCGCCAUGGAAGGUGGCUGAUGAGAUGAUUGGUGUCUCGGUGCCAAGGAAAGCUCGGUCAGGUUCUGCAAAGAGGUCACAUGAAUGCUGGAUUUCGGGUGGAGGCGGCAGCGGAGAGCAGAUUCUCCGGCAAGCUUCGACGUCGCCGGCGAGGCCAACCACAGCUACCGCAGCUCCAGCGGCUCCGAUCUCACCAUCUUCUUCGAACGCCUCCGUACGGAAGAAACUGAAACCGAUGGGAGCCAAGCACAAGCCGCCCAAGAUCUCAAAGGCGACAUCUUCUUCAUCAAUUCAGGAGAUCGAGAUUGAGGUUGCGGAGGUCUUGUAUGCAAUGACGAGGCAGUUCCAGUGCCCUUCGAAGCAAGAACAGGUCGCUAGCGCAUCACACAAGCCCGAUUCAAAGGAUGCAGGCGGAUCGAGCAAUGAUGCCAAGUCAAGAGUUUCUUCUCCAGUCUCAACCUCCCCUCCGGCGGGGCCGCAUCCAUAUCUAUUGACGCAGAAUUCAACCUCGACAUCGGCAGUUCCAUCGUCUGCUGUUGCUCCGAAGAGGAAAAGGCCCCGGCCGGUCAAAUUUGAGGAGGAGAGUCCUGCGACUUUUGCAGAUCCGAAUGCUUCCACUUCAUCCGCAGCCAAGAUUGAGGAGGAACAGCCGGAAAGGGUACAAAAUUCAUCACCGCCUAAGUCUGAGAAGAACGCAGUGUCUAUCGUUGAAAAUGGAGGGGAAUCUUCCAAUUUGGGAAGCUCUCAGGUCAAUUUGCAGCAGGAUCCGGUAAAACAGGAGAGCGAUUCUGUUCCAGAUUCAAAGCCGUUGGUAGCAGAAUCGGAUAGCGGGGAAGGGAUUGAAACCAAGGAUGAAAUCUCCUCCCCGGUCAAGGAAUCUCCUUGUGCCAAAGUCGAUGUCAACCUCGAUAAUCCAACAGCAACGAUAGAGGAUUCAACAGCGUGUGCAGUUGAUUGCAUUCGCGAGGAGAAAUUCAAGUUUGACCUGAUGGAUCCUCCGUCGGCCAAGUCCUCUCCCGAAAGAGAUGGCGGUGCGCCGGGCUUUGUAACAGAUUUGAAGCCUUCCACCCCAGAGGUUGAUGUGGCGGCGAAGAUGGAGAUUGUCAAAACAGAAGAAGCAAAGGCGGAGGGAUCUGUGAAGCAGGAGACAGGGGAGGUUGGUUUUGAAGAGAAAAAGGCGGAGGAAGUGGCAGAGGUUACCGAAACACAAAAGCAGAUGCCUAAGGAGAGGAUCCUCGACCUGCAACUCGAAGCGGAGAUGCAGGAGAAAGACAAUGUCAGCAGCAGCAGUAAACCGCAAGUUCUGAAGCAGGAGCAAUCUAAAGCCACAAGGAUUGAACCGAAGGCGGAGAAAGCUGCGCUAUCUGCCUCUUUGCCGGUACCAAUGCCAGUCCCUGGCUGGCCGGGCAGCCUUCCUCUCGGGUAUAUGGGCCAGGUUCCAUCUGUUCAGGCAGUUGUAUCAAUGGAUAGGACCACUGGAUCUUCAACAACGAUGCAGCUGCCGCAUUUUGCUCCCCCAAAGGCCCGGCCGAAGCGGUGUGCGACCCAUUUCCACAUUGCCAAGAACAUCUACUAUCACCAGCAAUUCGCUGCUCGGAUGACCCCGUUCUGGCCUACAGGGCCUGGUUCUGCAGCACUCUACGGCUCCAAGCAGUAUAAUCUCAAUGCUGUGCCACCCACCGAAUCAGCUAUGCUUCUCAGCCCAUUGCAGGGAAGCUUCCCAGGGAGGAAUUUGGGCUCAUUGCAAGAAAAGGGCCAGGCUGCUGCUCUUGCCGUUCAGGCCUCAAAGGAGAAAAGCAUGCCAGCAACAUUCAUGGAUGCUGCUCAGAGGAAGCAGCUCAUGCUGCAGCAGGUGCCACAGUCCACACAAACGAAUAACAUACUGCAAGCCCCUGCUUUCAUUUUUCCUAUGAACCAGCAGCAGGCAGCUGCAGCUGCAGCAGCAACUCGAUCUGGGACAGGGAAAUCUUCCGCCACCAUCAGUAAUGCAAACCCUUCAUCUGGUGCUGCUAAUUCAGUCGUGGCACCUGUGGCUAGCUCUGGAUCUUCGGCACCGACAACUGUGAGCUUCAACUAUGCAAACAUGCCUGCUAAUGAUUCUCAGUACUUGGCCAUACUGCAAAACAAUGGCUACCCGUUUCCAAUUCCUGCCCCUGUUGGAGCACCGCCACCUUACAGAGGGAACCAUGCCCAAGCAGUGCCUUUCUUCAAUGGGUCUUUCUAUACGUCUCAAAUGCUGCAUCCUUCACAACUUCAACAGCAGCAACAUCCCCCGUCUCAGCCUCCAAUCCAACAGGGGCAUCAGAAUACCAGCACGUCAAGCAGCUCGUCUUCGUCACAGAAGCAUCAGCAACAACAGCAGCUGCUACAAGGAUGCAGCAGCAACGGUAGGGGUGGAAGCUCGCAGAGCUUCCCUGCCCUGAAACAACGGCAGCAGCAGUCACAGAACCAACACCUGCCUCCCCAUCAAGCUCGGCAGCUUGAGAGUGAGGUGGGCGGUGAAGACAGCCCAUCGACUUCCGAUAGCAGAGCAUCGCAUGCUCACAAAAAUGCCUACAACCAUAAUUUUGCAAUACCAAUGCAUCCUCAGAAUUUUACGUUGAUGUCACCUGCAGCAUUGGGUGGUGGAAAUCACAGCGGGGACAAGCAGCAGCAGCAGCAGCAGACUGUAAAAGGAGGAAUGGAACUCACCCCAUCUCAAGCAUUUGCCAUGUCCUUUGCCUCCUUCAGUGGCACUGCUGCUGGUUCAGGCUUGGAUUUCUCAUCUAUGGCGCACAGCCAUCCAGUCUUCCAAAGCCUCCCGGAAGCAGCCAGGCAUGGAUUCCAGAUGGCUGCAGCGACAUCAGCACCUCAAAAUGUACAGAAGAAGAACCACCAGAAUGUCGAAGACGGGAGGACUGUUAAUGAUUCAAUCAACUCAAAUGCCUCUGGUGAAGAGGACAAGAAGACAAUGGCAGGGAAGGCCUCAACAUCAAUGAUGCCGCACUCCCUCGUCUUCUCUAGACCCGAGGGUGACCCCUCAACGUCCACCAUUCUAGGUAACAGUGUAAUUGACACAUCCGGCCGGACGCUAAACCUCAUCUCGGCCCCUAUGAAUGGCAACCGUGCUUCUUCUCGCUCUGCAUCAGUAACCGCUUCCAUGCCCACUGCUACAACUGCUAGUGCUUCUAACCUUACAAACCAGCAGCACCAACAAAACCAGCAGCACCAACAGCUCAUUCAGCUGCAGAAGCAGCAGCAGCAUCAGCAUCAGCAGCAGCAAGCUGCAGCUCGAACGAAACCAGCUGCGGCCAACAAUGCUGCUGUCUACUCGGAUCGGAUGCCGCAUUCCACUGCGGGCAAGUUCCCAAGUGCCGUCUCUGUUUUCCCGCAAGCUCUUAUCCAAGGCAGCAGCCCCAACCAGUCUCCUCAAUGGAAGAACUCCACAAGGACGGGUACAACGCCGGUUCAAUCUCCUUCUACAGCUUCAAUGCAAUCUGUCAAGAGCCUCCCUCAGCAGCAAGGCAGGGUCCAGGUCCAAGGCCUUCCCUCCACCAACCAUACACAGAUAUCCUUUGGGGUGAAUCCAAAAGCAGCCCCAUCGGGGCAACAGCUUCCAACCACCAACCCAUCUCAGCCAUCUGCUGGGAUUGUGGUGGGAUCUCCAUCCACUUCCAUGUCGAAAGGGGUGGGUGGCAGCCCAAUGACUUCUGCAGCCAACAAGGUGAGCUCUCCUGCUGCUUUAAUGCCAUCACAACCUGCCAAGAACUCGCAGCCGAGUUCCAGCAGGAAGUCAUCGCCUGUGGGUGGCCGAAAUGUACCAUCUAUCCACAGCAAUUCGCACGUCAAUCCUGCUCAGAGCUCGAGUGUGAAACCGCAGCAACAGCAGCAACAAAAUCAGCACCAGCAGCCACAGCUACAGAAGCCAUUUCAGCAGCCACAGCUCUUCUUCCCCAACGCCUACAUGCAAGCGCAGUCUCCCCAUUCUAAUGCAAUUGCUGCUGCUGGAUAUUAUCAAAGACGGCAAUCGGAACAGCAGCAACUGCAGCAGCAGCAAUUGCAGCAGCAACAGAAUUCAGCAGUCGCUUCCACUGGAAUGAUGUCGGUGGGUUCCCCGUCCCUGACGACACCCGGCACCACCGCCACUUCAGACCCAGCAAAGGCGGUUGCAGUGGCGGCGAAUAACUUGAAAACGCUGCCACCACAGAAUCUUUUGCAAGCGCAAUUCACAACAGUGCAACCCGCCGGCAACCCACAUCCACAUCCGCUCAUGUCCGCAGCCUACCCUUACAUCCACGCCAUGCCAGCUGUGCCUGUGAAACCUGCGGAACAGAAACCUGCUGCUGGAAAUGACAAUUUGAAUGCCUGCUGGCAGUCUGAGAAAAGAUGACGCUGAGGAAAGGUGCGGAGGGAGAGGACUCUUUCCAACCUCCCUUCCCGUUUUGGGAUGAUGGCCCGUAUACAGACAAGAAGACGGUCGUGCGGAAGAGGGGAGGAUAUAUACAUUGGUUUUGGUGUAUGCUAGGUAGGAAAGGCGAGGGUUAGAAAAAGAUCCCAGAUGGGGCGGUCGGCCACGAUGAAAAGAUAGAAAAGUCGGGAGUGGGGACCCACCAUCGGUGGGCAAGUGGGGUGAUUGCCACCAAGAUGUAGAAAGAGAGCUUGACAGAAAGAAAACGAUUGUAUAUGAGAAAACUCAAAAUGGCCUUUUCUUUUCCCUUUUUUUUUUUUUUUUAAUUCCUUUUUUUUCCCUCCCUCCUCUUUGGGUGUAUGCGCGGUCACGAAGGGUCGGGCAGAGAUGCGAGAGGGAUGAAGGCAUGAUGGGAGUCGGUCAUCAGUCAUGGGUUUGUCAGCAUACGCUUACUAACCAUUGCUUUUAUUUUUAUUUUAUUUUCUUUUUCUUUUUUUUCUUUUUUUCUUUUUCCGGAAAGAGAAUAUCUGUUGAAAUAUUGGUUUUCUAUUUAUUUCAGUGGGUCCCAUUUUCUUUUGA
Molecule: messenger RNA, 5671 nt
Organism: Magnolia sinica
Lineage: Eukaryota; Viridiplantae; Streptophyta; Magnoliopsida; Magnoliales; Magnoliaceae
Product: protein TIME FOR COFFEE-like
Exons: 13
Coding region: 260-5074 (1604 amino acids)
Biological process (GO): regulation of circadian rhythm
Cellular component (GO): nucleus
Source: RefSeq, a predicted model, not a curated record